This is a messenger RNA of Fusarium redolens, 1271 nucleotides long. RefSeq lists its product as uncharacterized. The record is from RefSeq and is a predicted model, not a curated record. Lineage: Eukaryota; Fungi; Ascomycota; Sordariomycetes; Hypocreales; Nectriaceae. Bases 231 to 1214 code for a protein of 327 amino acids. The transcript has a single exon.
CCGGCCUACCUUUAUUGGCAAUGAACCACAUCGAGGCGCCUGCGACUAGACUAUGGCGGGGCAUUGUCGGCAAUCACUACCUCCUAACCAGCCAGCCCCGUCUCUAGCCUAUUAUAAAGGGUUUGUGGCGUCUACAAUCACAAUGUUCGAAUUGUAUCAUGCAAACACUACUCAAGUCCAAGUAAAGACACAGCUGAUCGCAAUAUCAGUCCUUAUCCCUUCCAACAAAGAUGUAUCGCGAACCUACCCCGGGAGGCUAUCAUUGGAUCUCAAGCGCCAUCGAAAGUCUUGAUCCCGAGACGGACUACGAGCUGAUGUGGCGUCUCAUGUCUUGUUAUCGGUCAUCAGAUUUCAUGAACAACAUGAUCUACGCUCUCACAUUCCCCAACUUUGUUAUCACAACGCACGGAGCCGAGACUGUCUGGCGUUCGGACGGCGGCAAGGUCAUAAAGCGAGGUGCUCAGCGCGUCGAAGAUACAGAAAACUACAACAUGACAUGGUGGCACUACGGUCCCAGCGAUGAGCGUUGUCGAGAGGCAGUCAGGUACAUCAACAAUCUCCAUGCCUCACUGGCUCGACGAUAUCCUGGCAACUUCUCAGACAACGAUGACUUUCUCUAUGUCAUGACCUUUAGUACUGUUUUGAUGCACCGCCUCCGCCUCCGACUGGGGCUAUCUGGGUUCACAGAAAAGGAAAAGACGGUCGCUCAUCACUUCUGGCGGGACAUGACACCUCUGUUCAUCAAAGAGGAUGGCAGUCCUGUGCAUGGCUAUCCAGAUGACUUUGAGGACUGCUUAGACUUUUGUGAAGUCUAUGAGAACACACCACGUGAAUUCGAUGAGAGGAUGCAACAUAUAGGUCUUGCAAUCAUGAAUCAAUUCGCCUUUCGCUACUUUCCACCAGGGUUACGUUGGCUGGGCGUCUCCAUCCCCAAAGCGCUAUCACUCCCAACUACUAUCAACACUAUGCGGAUCAAACCCGUGAAUCCCGUUCUCAAAUGGAUUAUUGUCUUUGUAGUAGGGACUCUGAUGAGCUUGGCUGAAACCUUUCUUCCUGAUCCCCGAGAGUCUUUCUGGAAAAAGAUUGAAACUUUGGAUGAAAAAGACGCUAAGCUAAGGAAGGCUGAUAUUAGGGCGAGUGACCAAGCGUACUCGGAGUAUAUCCAAGCCAAAUGGAGUGGCCCGGGGUGUCCUUUCUUUGAGAAAGAUAGGUAGCAAAACCGACGUCAGAGGAGAUAGGUCCAGUCAAAUCAACAGAAAGCAUGUCCCUAG